GACAACAUUACACAUCGCUGAAGAAGAUUUCCAACAGGGAAGCUUCCGGUGCAAACAAUUCACACAUUUCUCUUGUGGUUUAUUAUUGGAUGAGACUCUGGGAAAGAAAAGUUAAGCCUACAAUAACCAGCCAUGGCAUCACUAGGAAGCAGCAGUUCUUCUGGCACAGAGUACAUAGUGCGAGUGCCCAAAAAUACCACUAAAAAGUACAACAUUAUGGCGUUCAAUGCAGGAGACAAAGUGGCUUGUUCAACAUGGACACAGGCUCGUAUGGAACGCGACAUGAGUGCACGGCGUAUUUAUGGAGAAGAGGAGACGGCUGAGGGAGCAGCGGGCAGUGAGUUUGGGAAAAAACAGAGGGAGGAAGCACGGAGGAAGAAAUUUGGAAUUGUCACCAAAGAGUUUAAAGUAGAGGACCAGCCUUGGAUCCUCAAAGUCAAUGGGAAAGCGGGUAAGAGGUUCAAGGGAAUAAAGAAGGGUGGUGUUACAGAGAACGCGUCGUACUACAUCUUCACACAGUGCCCUGAUGGUGCGUUCGAGGCCUUCCCGGUGCACGGCUGGUACAACUUCAUGCCUGUGGCCAAGCACCGAACACUCACAGCGGAGGAGGCCGAGGAAGAGUGGGGCAGGCGAAACAAAGUAGUGAACCAUUUCAGCAUCAUGCUCCAGCGCCGUCUGAGGGAGCAAGAGCGCGGAGAGGACGAUGAAGACGAGGGAGAGAAAGGGGGCAAAAAGAAGAAAAAGGGCGGAGGGCGAGGGGGGGACCUGCGCAUACACGACCUGGAGGAUGACCUGGAGAUGAGCAGUGACGACAGCCACAGCAGUGGAGGAGAGGAUGGUGAGAGCAAACCUAAGGCUAAAAAAGAUGCUGGAAAGGGCAAAGGGAAGAAGAAGAAGAAAAAGGGCAGUGAGCACGAGGCUCUGGAGGACAGUGAUGAUGGAGACUAUGAAGGACUGGAGGUGGACUACAUGUCCGACGAUAGCAGUUCAGAAGAGGAGCCAGAGAAGGGGAAACCAGCCAAAGCAGACGAACACCCCAAAGGGAUUGAUGAAUUGUCUGAGAGUGAAGAAGAGAGUGAAGAAGAGAAACAGAACGAAGAGGAAACCAAAGAGGAGGAGGAAGAGGACGAUGGGAAGAAGACCCCUGUCCAGCCAGAGAAGAAGAAGAAAAAAGCAGACAGCAGUGGUGAGUCUGAAAGCUCAGAUGACAGCGACAUAGAAGGAGAGACGGCAUCAGCUUUGUUCAUGAAAAAGCGCACUCCCCCAAAGCGUGGAGGGGGGCGUGGCUCGGCUGGCAGCUCCAGGACAGGAAGUCGUCCUGGGACUCCCUCCAUCGACUCUGGCUCCACCUCCAGCACUCUGCGGGCUGCAGCCAGCAAGCUCGAGCAAGGAAAGAGACAGAGCGGCUCGGCCACAGACACUCCUGCUGCUAAGAGGCUCAAAAUGGAGCCCAACAGUCAGAGCCCUGCCCCAUCUGGGAAGAGCACGCCUCAGCCUGCAUCUGGCAAAUCUACCCCGAGCUCAAGUGAUGUCCAGCUGACAGAAGAGGCCGUGAGGAGGUACCUGAUUCGGAAGCCCAUGACGACCAAAGACCUGCUCAAGAAGUUCCAGACCAAACGCACCGGUCUGAGCAAUGAGCAGACGGUCAAUGUGUUAGCUCAGAUACUCAAGAGGCUCAACCCAGAACGCAAAAAUGUCAAUGACAAGAUGCAUUUUUAUCUCACUGAGUAACUACAGACUGAAGCAAAGACUGAAGAUCAAUCAUAAGUUGUACAUUUUAGUUGGACUAUUGCACAAGUAUUAAUAAUUAGCUAAACUUUUCUAAUAAAAUAAUGAACACAUUG
This is a messenger RNA of Periophthalmus magnuspinnatus, 1844 nucleotides long. It is a transcript of the gene gtf2f1, whose product is annotated as general transcription factor IIF, polypeptide 1. Gene Ontology annotation, cellular component: nucleus; transcription factor TFIIF complex. The record is from RefSeq and is a predicted model, not a curated record. Gene Ontology annotation, molecular function: RNA polymerase II general transcription initiation factor activity; TFIIF-class transcription factor complex binding; DNA binding. The transcript is spliced from 14 exons. Lineage: Eukaryota; Metazoa; Chordata; Actinopteri; Gobiiformes; Gobiidae. Bases 133 to 1731 code for a protein of 532 amino acids. Gene Ontology annotation, biological process: positive regulation of transcription elongation by RNA polymerase II; transcription initiation at RNA polymerase II promoter.